Aspergillus versicolor CBS 583.65 is the source of this 2060-nucleotide messenger RNA. RefSeq lists its product as uncharacterized. Bases 474 to 2060 code for a protein of 528 amino acids. The transcript has 6 exons. Lineage: Eukaryota; Fungi; Ascomycota; Eurotiomycetes; Eurotiales; Aspergillaceae. The record is from RefSeq and is a predicted model, not a curated record.
CGGAGCUCCUCUGUCUUAUUUUGUUUUGAGUUUGGAGUUUCCGAUCUUUCUAGGAAGCCCUCGGUUUAAAGGAAAUACCAUCCGGGGAACUAUUUAACGAAUUUCACCAGAUCAACGGAUGCAUCGGCAUGGUAUAUGGCAGAACUUUUCCCAAUUGAUGAAAUAGUCAGCACCGGGAUAACAGGGAAGUAAAUGACCGUACUUGGUCCGCUCGUCCGAACAGACAUAGACAAAACCAUAGCGUGUCUUGCUCAUAGAUAGUCUCAUAUUGAGCUUUGAUAUGAAAGUGGAUGGACCAGAGCCCACUGCAUUGUAUUAUUAUACUCCGUACGAAGAUGUGCGCAUGUCUUGUGUUUGGGAUCUAAUCCACUGGGUAUAUAAAGCGUCAUGACCCAUCUUCUCUGCCUGCCCUCGUCUUCCUCUUCUCUCAUUACUCGAUUUGUUUCGCAACAGACGACCGUUCUACACCUACAAUGUUGGCCCUUUAUAUUGCAGUGACUCUCAAUGCCAUUGGUAGCGUCCGAUGUGCCAAUGUAUCCAAUCCAAUUGUUGAUCUAGGAUAUGCUAAAUACAGGGGAAGUUACAAUGCUACAUCAGGGACCAAUGAAUGGCACGGCAUUCGCUAUGCACAACCACCCUUAGGCGAAUUCCGCUGGCAAGCUCCCCGAGAUAUUGAGUACCAUUAUAAUCACACUUUGUCCAUGUUGGACGCGACUGCACCUGGCCCAAUUUGUGUCCAAGGUGCGCCUGCAUGGCUUGGCAUGAUGCUUAGCAUGGAGGCUGGCAUAGUAUCCAACGAUCCCAUAGAAGAAAGUGAAGACUGUUUGUCGCUCGAUGUCAUGGUUCCUGCCAAGCCUGCCUCUACGUCCCUUCCAGUGCUGGUUCAGAUACACGGCGGCGGGUAUACAUCCGGCUAUGGUCGAUUAGUCCCUGGAAAUGCCCUGGUAUUCCAGUCUCGAGGAGACCUCAUCUACGUAUCCGUUCAGUACCGCCUAGGUGCAUACGGAUUCUUGGGCGGCGUCGAAGUAACUGAGAAUGGUGUUACUAAUGUCGGUCUCCUUGACCAGCGAGCAGCUCUCAACUGGGUUCAACGCCAUAUCGCAUCCUUUGGUGGUGAUCCAGCGAAAGUUACUAUAAUUGGUGGUAGUGCUGGCGGAGGCUCUGUUAUCGACCAGAUGAUCAUGUACGGCGGAGACUUCAAUCCACCUUUCAGAGCAGCCAUUGCAGAAUACCCAUGGAUGCAGCCAUACCAUAACAAUACUGCACUCCAGAGACAAUACAAUCAACUCCUUUCUAUUGCCAACUGUUCCAAUAUAGCCUGUUUACGCGGACUCUCCGAAGAGGACCUUGCCAAUGCAGUAAACCAAACUUACUAUAAGGCCUACGCGCAUGGCGAAUACGGUUAUGGAGACUUCUACUACGGACCCUAUGUUGAUAGGAACAUUAUCCGGGAUCUCCCCUCUCAAGAGUUUAAAACUGGCCAUUUUAGCAAGGUGCCUCUAAUGACCAACAGGGAAGGCUAUGAAGGGGCUACUUUUACAAACAGUAGUGAAGUGACCCCCUUUGAAAUGCAGCAGGGGCUCGAAACCUUAUUCCCGAAUGCUAAACAGUCUUUCUUUAAUCGCCUAUACCAGCUUUACCCUCGCGCAGCUUACAAUUCAACCUUCUUCCAGCGACAGCAGCUGUUUGGUGAUUUUAUUAUCUCUUGUCCAACGUAUUACUUCGGCGCUGCAGUGUCAGACUGGGGUAACCGUGUGUAUAAAAUGAUCUUUGAUGCCGGCACUCAGGGCCAUGGCUCCCUUAUACCGUUUACUGAGACGGUGAACUUGGAGGCUACUACGACGCCCAGUUACUAUAUUUCGUUCGCAACUUCUCUUGACCCGAACGCGAUCGCUUAUAUUAACAACAGUCUGCCUCACUGGCCACCCUACCAAGGCGAUGAUAGUGGCAGUUUUACCGUCUUAAAUGUGACCUACGGCGGUGUUGAAGCUGCUCCAGAUAAUGACGCAUCACCACAGUGCGACUUUUUCCACUCUCAAAGCUAUGUUGUCAGAAAUUAA